Pyricularia oryzae 70-15 is the source of this 1983-nucleotide messenger RNA. RefSeq lists its product as uncharacterized. The transcript has 11 exons. Gene Ontology annotation, molecular function: basic amino acid transmembrane transporter activity. Gene Ontology annotation, biological process: transmembrane transport; basic amino acid transport. NCBI's taxonomy places the organism in Eukaryota, Fungi, Ascomycota, Sordariomycetes, Magnaporthales, Pyriculariaceae. The record is from RefSeq and is a predicted model, not a curated record. Bases 1 to 1983 code for a protein of 660 amino acids. Gene Ontology annotation, cellular component: fungal-type vacuole membrane.
AUGAUUUCGCUAUACCGAAAGAUACAACAACAAAAGUCCGGGGAGCAGGGGGUCAAGCAGCAGCAGCCAUCAUGCGCACACCAGAGGAACGGAAGCACGGCGACCUGCGAGAGGCCUAAUGCGCCGACAAGUGGAAAGUCGGGCCAGGGGCUCCAGCAGUCAAGCCCUGCUCCCGUUGCCGUGACUGCAUCUGAUGCUGAGCCUGAGCGUCACUCGACACCACAGAGCAGCCAGAUCAAAGACUCCAAGUGCGAGGCCUGCGUCGAGGAGAAAAGAGCUGCUCGCAAGUACCGGCUCAAGCUGGUGCUUGGCUUGAUAUUUCCCUUUGCGCUACAGGCCUUGGAUGUCACAAUUGUUGCAAGCGCUUUACCUUGGAUUGCCAAGGAUUUUAAUGAGAUUUCCCAACUGAACUGGAUCAUAUCCGCCUUCAACCUGACCUCGGCCGCCUUCAUCCCCUUUUGGGGCCAGAUGGCCGAUGUCUUUGGCAGACACGCUGCCCUUCAAGCCACUUGCCUUUGCACCGCCGCUCCAACCGACGCCUUCCCCGUGCUGCUCCUCGGCCGUGGCAUCCAAGGUCUGGGGUGCGCGGGCAUCUCCGUCAUUGUCCGGGUCAUCAUUGCAGACAAGGUCUCGCUCAAGGAGAACGCCAAGAACUGGUCCAUCUUUUCUUUUACCGCUGGCAUGAGCUAUGCCAUCGGCCCAGUCAUUGGGGGCUAUCUGACAACCGCUGCAUGGAGAUGGUGCUUUGCAAUCAACCUGCCCAUUUGCGUCGUGGCCAUUGCCAUAAUUUUCCUUGUCCUGCGGAAAGAUCUGCUCGGACCCGUUGCAGUCGCUCCCCGAGACGCCGAGAAUAUCCAACAACAACACCAUGCGAACGAGGAGGGCCUGCAGACGCCCCCUGCCAACCAAGCAAGACUGGCCAGGUUCUAUGCUCGCCUGGCGACGGUAGACGUCGGCGGCCAGCUGCUCUUCCUGUUCGGCUUCGGGCUGGUGGUACUGGCCAUGACGUGGGCCGGCGCAACCUAUGCCUGGAACAGCGCCGCCGUCCUGACCCCCUUGCUGGUUGGCGUGGCCCUGGUGGUCGCCUUUGUCUUUUGGGAGAGGCUGAUGGCUCCGGGUGGUGUGCUCGCGCUCAGGUUUCCUCGUCAAAAGGCCAUGCUUCCUUGGGAUAUUCUCAAGAAUAAAGAUGUCGGGCUCUUGUGCUUCAUCAACUUUGCGACGGGCGCUGCCAUGUACUCUGUUCUCUACUUUUGCAGCAUCUACUUUACCAUGGUCAAGCUCUACGACUCUGGUCAGGCUGGCGUGCAGCUUCUGUACUAUACCCCUGGCUUGGGAGCCGGUGUCUACCUUUCCAUGUUCCUCUGCAACAGAUACCCCCGAAACACCUUUGUCCCAACCAUGUUUGGAUCUAUCGUCGAGGCCGUCGGCGUUGGCAUGCUGGCCUGGGCUCUAUACCACGAAGACACGCCAACCAUCUACGGGAUGAUGGCCUUGACCGGUGUAGGUACCGGUGUGCGCUUUCUAUCCGUCCAACUACACGUCAUCGGCGUCUUCCGCAACAGCAUCGCGACCGUCGUCUCGCUCAUGGCCGUCACGCUUCCGUUCGGCGGCACCCUGGGUCUCACCAUCAUGACGACCGUCUUCAACAACGAGUCCGGCAUCGGCAGCGAUUCGCCGGUCCGCAACUUUGACGUGUUGCACAGCCUGCCAGAGGCCCAGAGGUCGAUUGUGACUCAGCAAGCAAAGAUGGGAGUCGUCUGGGCUUUUGUUUCCAUCGUUCCAAUUAUGAUUCUGUGUGUUCUCGCUGCGUCGCUCCUCGGCAACGUAGAGAUCACCCACGGCGAGGCAGACGGCGACGAGUCCAGCAUCGGUGGAGGCGGUGCCCACGUUUUUCAUGGAGUUUACCUGCUGCAUCUUCUCAGGAGGCGAAGAGACAACUCCAACGGCACGGAGCAGCAGACGGAGCUCAAGGCUGUGCCUUAG